UCGACGCAGGGGGCGCCUCUGGUAGUCUCAGUGGCACAGUCGGGGAAACCGAGGCCAGAGAGCGGGAGCGGUGAGGCCCGGCCUCCAGGCUGUCUCGUGGGCCUCUUCAGGGCCAUGGUCGCCAUCCUUGGGUGCCUAGGACGGGGCUCCAGCAUCGGGAGUGGUUUUCAGUGACAGCAGCAGGAGCCACCAUUGAUUUUACGUCCGCCGGGUGCUGAGCCCGGUGCUAACCCUCUACUGACGUCCUUUCUCUUCACCUUCACAGCAGCCCUGCGAGGCUCCCUGGUGCUGAGUCCUGUGAGCCUGCCUCCUGGAGUGCGUCCCUUCUGUCCACUACCACUGCCCCAUCCAAGUUCCUGUCAUCUCUUUGUUUAAUGACAGCAUGUAAUUCACAUACCGUGUAGUUCACCUAUGUGAGGAGAUUGUGGACUGGCACAACCCCUGCCAGUGAUGGGAAGUGAUGCUCGGUGGCAGCAGUGAAGCUCUCUGAGUAUGAUUCGAAUUGCAGCCUUAAAUGCCAGCUCUACAGUUGAGGAUGAUCAUGAAGGAAGCUUUAAAAGCCACAAAACACAGACCAAGGAGGCCCAGGAAGCAGAGGCUUUUGCCUUGUAUCACAAGGCCCUGGACCUCCAGAAACAUGACCGGUUUGAGGAGUCAGCCAAGGCCUACCAUGAACUCCUGGAGGCACGCCUGCUGCGAGAGGCAGUUUCGUCUGGUGAUGAGAAAGAAGGGUUGAAGCACCCUGGGCUGAUGCUGAAAUAUUCCACAUAUAAGAACCUGGCCCAGCUGGCAGCCCAGCGAGAAGACCUGGAGACAGCCAUGGAAUUCUACUUGGAGGCAGUCAUGCUGGACUCCACGGAUGUCAACCUCUGGUAUAAAAUUGGACACGUGGCCCUGAGGCUCAUCCGGGUCCCCCUGGCUCGCCACGCUUUUGAGGAAGGGCUCCGGUGCAAUCCUGACCACUGGCCCUGCUUGGACAACCUCAUCACUGUCCUGUACACCCUCAGUGAUUACACAACAUGUCUCUACUUCAUCUGCAAAGCUUUGGAGAAGGACUGCCGGUACAGCAAAGGACUGGUUCUCAAGGAAAAGAUCUUUGAAGAACAGCCUUGUCUCCGGAAGGACUCCCUCCGAAUGUUCCUUAAAUGUGACAUGUCAAUCCAUGAUGUGUCAGUGAGCGCAGCUGAGACGAAGGCCAUUGUAGAGGAGGCCCUGGGGCUGCGGAAGAAGAGGCAAGCGUUGACCGUGCGGGAGAAGGAGCCAGACUUGAAGUUGGUGCAGCCCAUCCCCUUCUUCACCUGGAAGUGUCUCGGGGAGAGUUUACUGGCCAUGUACAACCACCUCACCACCUGUGAGCCCUUGCGGCCCAGCCUCGGCAAGAGGAUCGACCUGUCUGACUAUCAGGACCCCAGCCAGCCUCUGGUGUCUUCUGUGGUGGUGGCACCUGUCAGCGUGAUCCAACCAAGCCCCAUCCCUGCCAAUCCAGCUGUGACUGUGGCAGAACCCGUGGUCUCCUAUGCCCCUGUGGCUGCAGCCAGCUUCCCACUGCAUAGUCCCAGCCUGCUGGAGACUGGUGUUCCUGCAGGUGAUGUUUCUGGGGGAGAUAAAUCCAAGAAAGGAGUAAAACGGAAGAAGAUUGCAGAAGAGAGUGGAGAGACCGCGAAGCGGCGUUCUGCCCGUGUACGAAACACUAAGUGCAAGAAAGAAGAGAAAGUAGACUUCCAGGAGCUUCUGAUGAAAUUCUUGCCAUCUAGGCUAAGAAAGCUGGACCCGGAGGAAGAAGAUGAUCCCUUUAAUACCUAUGAAGUCCAGUCAGAAGCCAAACUGCAAAGCUUCCCGAACAUUGGACCUCAUAGACUGUCGUUCGACUCAGCUACGUUCAUGGAGUCUGAGAAGCAGGAUGUGCAUGCAUUCCUACUGGAAAACCUGACCAAUGGGGGCAUUCUGGAGCUGAUGAUGCGCUACCUGAAGGGCAUGGGCCAUAAGUUCCUGCUGAGGUGGCCGCCGGGCCUGGCGGAGGUUGUGCUCAGCAUCUAUCACAGCUGGAGGAGGCACAGCACCAGCCUGCCCAACCCACUGCUGAGGGACUGCAGCAACAAGCACAUCAAGGAUAUGAUGCUGAUGUCUCUGUCCUGCAUGGAGCUCCAGCUGGACCAGUGGCUGCUGACCAAGGGCAGAAGCUCUGCAGUGUCUCCUCGGAGCUGCCCCGCUGGUGUGGUGAAUGGCAGGUUUGGGCCUGAUUUCCCAGGAACCCACUUCCUGGGUGACCUCCUGCAGCUAUCAUUUGCCUCAUCCCAGCGGGACCUGUUUGAGGAUGGCUGGCUGGAGUUUGUGGUCCGUGUUUAUUGGUUGAAGGCUCGGUUCCUGGCAUUGCAGGGAGACAUGGAGCAGGCCCUGGAGAACUAUGACAUCUGCACAGAAAUGCUCCAGAGCUCCACUGCCAUCCAGGCUGAGGCAGGGAUUGAGCAAAGAGACCUCGUCAUCCGCCUGCCCAACCUCUACAAUGACUCUGUCGUUUCCCUGGAGGAGAUUGAUAAGAACCUGAAGUCGCUGGAGCGGUGCCAGUCCCUGGAGGAGAUUCAGCGGCUGUACGAGGCUGGUGACUACAAAGCCGUUGUGCAUCUGCUCCGCCCAACCUUGUGUACCAGUGGAUUUGACCGAGCCAAACACCUGGAGUUUAUGACUUCCAUUCCAGAGAGACCAGCCCAGCUGCUGCUGCUGCAGGACUCCUUGCUCCGGUUGAAGGACCACCGGCAGUGUUUUGAGUGCUCCGACGUGGCUCUGCACGAGGCCGUCCAGCAGAUGGUGAAUGCGAGUGAGUCCGCAGCCAAGGAAGAGUGGGUGGCCACGGUGACCCAGCUACUGCUGGGCAUCGAGCAGGCACUCUCGGCUGACAGCAGUGGCAGCAUCCUGAAGGAAUCAUCGUCCUCCACUGGCCUCACCCGGCUCACCAACAACCUCAUCCAGGUCAUUGACUGCAGCAUGGCCGUCCAAGAGGAGCCCAAGGAGCCCCAUGUCUCCUCAGUGCUGCCCUGGAUCAUCCUGCAUCGAAUCAUCUGGCAGGAAGAGGACACCUUCCACUCCCUGUGUCACCAGCAACAGCUUCAGAACCCAACGGAUGAAGUGAUGGCUGAGACGCCCAUGCUCCCAUCCUCCCUCAUGCUGCUCAACACUGCCCACGAGUAUUUGGGGAGAAGGUCCUGGUGCUGCAAUUCCGAUGGGGCUCUACUGCGAUUCUAUGUACGCGUUCUCCAGAAGGAACUUGCUGCAUCCACCUCUGAAGACACGCACCCCUACAAGGAGGAGUUGGAGACCGCCUUGGAACAGUGCUUCUACUGCCUGUACAGCUUCCCUAGCAAGAAGAGCAAGGCCAGGUACCUGGAGGAGCACUCAGCCCAGCAGGUGGACCUUAUAUGGGAGGACGCUCUGUUUAUGUUUGAGUAUUUUAAGCCCAAGACCCUUCCUGAAUUUGACAGCUACAAGACCAGCACUGUGUCUGCUGACUUGGCCAACCUUCUGAAGAGGAUCGCCACCAUUGUGCCCCGCACAGAAAGGCCGGCCCUGAACCUGGACAAAGUCUCUGCCUACAUUGAGGGCACCUCGGCCGAGGUGCCCUGCCUUCCAGAAGGGGCCGACCCCUCCCCUCCGGUGGUGAAUGAGCUCUACUACCUCCUGGCUGAUUACCAUUUCAAAAACAAGGAGCAGUCUAAGGCUAUCAAGUUCUACAUGCAUGACAUCUGCAUCUGCCCCAACAGGUUUGAUUCCUGGGCAGGCAUGGCCCUGGCCCGGGCCAGUCGCAUUCAGGACAAACUGAACUCCAAUGAGCUGAAGAGUGAUGGUCCCAUCUGGAAGCACGCCACACCUGUCCUGAACUGUUUCCGGCGGGCCCUGGAGAUCGACAGCUCCAACCUGUCCCUGUGGAUUGAGUAUGGCACCAUGUCCUAUGCCUUGCACUCCUUUGCCUCGCGCCAGCUGAAGCAGUGGAGAGCUGAGCUGCCCCCUGAGCUCGUACAGCAGAUGGAGGGCCGGCGCGACAGCAUGCUGGAGACAGCCAGGCACUGUUUCACGUCGGCGGCCCGCUGUGAGGGCGACGGUGAUGAGGAAGAGUGGCUCAUCCACUACAUGCUGGGCAAGGUCGCCGAGAAGCAGCAGCAGCCUCCUGCUGUUUACCUGCUGCACUACAGACAGGCUGGCCACUACUUGCACGAAGAGGCUGCCCGCUACCCCAAGAAGAUCCACUACCACAACCCACCUGAGUUGGCCAUGGAGGCCCUGGAGGUGUACUUCCGGCUCCACGCUUCCAUCUUGAAGCUCCUGGGGAAGCCCGACUCUGGGGUCAGUGCAGAGGUCCUGGUCAACUUCAUGAAGGAGGCUGCAGAAGGACCCUUUGCCAGGGGCGAGGAGAAGAACACGCCCAAAGCUUCAGAGAAAGAGAAGGCCUGCCUGGUGGAUGAGGACUCCCACUCUUCAGCUGGGACACUGCCGGGCCCCGGAGCCUCCCUCCCCUCCUCCUCUGGCCCAGGUCUGACAUCCCCACCUUACACAGCUACUCCGAUUGACCACGAUUACGUCAAAUGUAAAAAACCCCACCAGCAGGCGACGCCGGACGGGAAAACUGAGGAGUCCUUGGAGAGCACGGAAGGCUUCCGGGCCACAGAGCAAGGCAGCCAGAAGCCUGCUGCAGACCCCCCGGCCUCUGCCUGCAUUGCUGCCAAACCCCCAGCAUCUGCACCUGCCCUGUGGGACGGGAGGAAGAGAGCGGACACCCUGGGGGAGCCCACAGCCUUUCCCCAGGGGCUGCCGGCUGGGGCAGAAGAGCAGCGCCAGUUCCUCACCGAGCAGUGCAUUGCCUCCUUCCGCCUGUGCCUCAGCCGCUUCCCCCAGCACUAUAAGAGCCUCUACCGACUGGCCUUCCUCUACACCUACAGCAAGACCCACCGGAACCUCCAGUGGGCCCGCGACGUGUUGCUAGGCAGCGGUAUCCCGUGGCAACAACUGCAGCACAUGCCGGCACAGGGGCUCUUCUGCGAGAGGAACAAGACCAAUUUCUUCAACGGCAUCUGGCGGAUCCCCGUGGACGAGAUCGACCGGCCAGGCAGCUUUGCCUGGCACAUGAACCGCUCCAUUGUGCUGCUGCUCAAGGUGCUGGCCCAGCUCCGGGACCACAGCACCCUGCUGAAGGUGUCCUCCAUGCUGCAGCGGACCCCGGACCAGGGCAAGAAGUAUCUGCGAGAUGCUGACCGCCAGGUCCUGGCGCAGCGGGCCUUCAUCCUCACUGUGAAGGUGCUGGAGGACACCCUGAGCGAACUUGCAGAGGGGUCAGAACGCCCAGGGCCCAAGGCCUGUGGCCUCCCUGGAGGCAGGAUGACCACCGACGUCCCCCACAAGGCCAGUCCUGAGGACAGUCAAGAGGCCCUCCCCCACUCCAAGAAGCCCCCUCUGGCUGAUGGCUCAGGGCCAGCAGGCGAGCCAGGGGGCAAAGUGGGCCCCCUCAACCACCGGCCCGUGGCCAUGGAGGCAGGAGACAGUGCAGACCAGUCUGGGGAGCGAAAAGACAGGGAGAGCCCCCGGGCAGGGCCUACCGAGCCCAUGGACACGGGUGAGGCCACCACUCGCUGCUCAGACUCCGAACGGGCGCCGCCCCCGCAGCCAGGCCGACCCCCCAGGGACCGGGGCCCCGAGAGCCGGCCCACUGAGCUGUCUCUGGAGGAGCUGAGCAUCAGUGCCCGCCAGCAGCCCAGCCCGCUCACACCAGCCCAGCCAGCCCCAGCCACCACCCCUGCUGCCACCACCGGGGCCAGAGUGGGCAGUCACCCCGAGGAGCCACCCACACGGCCCAGCAGGAAGAGGAAGCUCCUAGAGGACACAGAGUCGGGCAAGACGCUCCUGCUGGACGCCUACCGAGUGUGGCAGCAGGGCCAGAAGGGCAUGGCCUACGACCUGGGCCGCAUCGAGAGGAUCAUGUCUGAGACCUACAUGCUCAUCAAGCAGGUGGACGAGGAGGCUGCACUGGAGCAGGCUGUGAAGUUCUGUCAGGUCCACCUUGGGGCUGCCGCCCAGAGACAGGCCGCAGGGGACACACCCACCACCCCAAAGCACCCCAAGGACAGCCGAGAAAACUUCUUCCCUGGGGCUGGGGCUCCCACGGUUCCUGACCCUGUGCCCGCUGACACUCUCCAGCGGCCCAGUGACACUCACAACAAGCCUCGCCCGGUGCCAGCUGCCACCACGGCUAUCAUCCCCUGCCCUCCCUCAGCGUCGGCCUCCAGUCCAGACCCUUCCAAAGACCCUGGGCACCCCCGGCCACACAGGGCAGAGGCCACCCCCAGCGUGACUUCCCUGGGCCCAGACGGAGAAGAGCUGGCCGGAGGGGCAGAGGGCACGGGCUUCACGCCCCAGGAGCCACUGCACGGUGAGCAGGUGAAGACUGUUCCUGACAGCCCCUCAGCAGAGCCGCACUGCUGGCCCCCAGAGGCUGCGCCCCGGACAGGCGCCGAGCCCACCUGCAGCCAGGUCACCAGCUCCAAGGUGCCCAGUGGUGCAAGUGCCCAGUCAUCCGAGGGCCCCCCCAACAAGGCAGAGCCCGGCCGGGCCAAGUCGCGCCUCCUCCCCAGCAUGCCAAAGCUGGUCAUCCCCUCGGCUGCCACCAAGUUCCCCCCUGAGAUCACCGUCACGCCGCCCACCCCGACCCUGCUCUCGCCCAAAGGCAGUAUCUCGGAGGAGACCAAGCAGAAGCUGAAGUCGGCCAUCCUAUCUGCCCAGUCAGCCGCCAACGUGAGGAAGGAGAGUCUGUGCCAGCCGGCCCUGGAGGUUCUGGAGACGUCAAGCCAGGAGUCCUCGCUGGAGAGUGAGACGGACGAGGAUGAUGACUACAUGGACAUCUAAAGUGUGGGGCCGUCCCUCCACCCCCUGGCCCGAGCCCCUCAGCCAUUCGGGGCCCAGGCAGAGCACCAUUCCCCACACAGACCCCAGUCCGCCCAGCCUCCCUCCCUUGCGGUAUCCUCCCCUCCCGCCUGGGCCGUGGUCUGUCCCCACCACAUGGGCUCCCGGAAGAGGCCGAGCUUGGCCACGUGAAGACAGCCGCAGUUCGCACAGCGGGGCUCGCAACCUUUUCUAUGAGACGUUGACUUUGUAUAACCGUGUCCACGCCCAGCCUAGGUGGCCGUGUCCACACCUUGAUGCCCAGAUGAGCCGGGCUUUGCCUGUGUCAUAGUGGAGGGGUCAUUUAGGGUUGGGCUCGCCCCACUCCCUUUUUCUGGUUUCUUUUCUAAUAAAGAUGGAACAGUU
Messenger RNA from Herpailurus yagouaroundi (jaguarundi), 7287 nucleotides. RefSeq names its product calcineurin binding protein 1 (gene CABIN1). Bases 493 to 6885 code for a protein of 2130 amino acids. The record is from RefSeq and is a predicted model, not a curated record. Gene Ontology annotation, cellular component: nucleus. Gene Ontology annotation, molecular function: nucleosome binding; protein binding. The transcript has 37 exons. Gene Ontology annotation, biological process: chromatin organization. NCBI's taxonomy places the organism in Eukaryota, Metazoa, Chordata, Mammalia, Carnivora, Felidae.